Phycomyces blakesleeanus NRRL 1555(-) is the source of this 228-nucleotide messenger RNA. RefSeq names its product G protein gamma subunit. The coding region runs from base 1 to 228 and encodes 75 amino acids. Gene Ontology annotation, cellular component: heterotrimeric G-protein complex. Gene Ontology annotation, molecular function: G-protein beta-subunit binding. The transcript has 2 exons. Gene Ontology annotation, biological process: G protein-coupled receptor signaling pathway. NCBI's taxonomy places the organism in Eukaryota, Fungi, Mucoromycota, Mucoromycetes, Mucorales, Phycomycetaceae. The record is from RefSeq and is a predicted model, not a curated record.
AUGUCGCACCCAUUAACUAAAGAAGCUAAACUCGAAAAGUUGCUGGAUCUCAACGAAAAGCUUCGAGAACAAUUGGAGAUUGCGCGUGUACCUGUGUCAGAAGCAAGUCGGUCUUUGAUUGAGUAUUGCCAGACAACAACAGACACAAUGGUUCCUUCGGUGUGGGGCCACAAGAACCUAGAAACAUUCCCUGAGCCUAUUGGCGUGUGUGGCUGUACACUGAUGUAG